UCAGUACAUUUUGAAGAAAAAAACCUCAUACAGACGCUGUUGUGCAGGAUUGCAGGGGGCUAGGGCCGCCUUCCUAACCACUGCUUUUUAUUUAUUUUAAAACAACUGUGUUUUGUUAAAAAGACAAUAAUAAUAAUAAAGUACUAAUUUACAGGACAGUAAGGGAUCUAGCCGGACCUUAAUCAGACAUGUCAACUUUGGACGAGACAGAUGCACUGCGGCCGAAAUAUGGGUCUGUUCUGGACAGCGUGGAGCGCCUCACUGCAGAGGAGAUGGACGAGCGGCGGCAGCAGAACAUGGCGUACGAGUACCUGUGCCACCUGGAGGAGGCCAAGCGGUGGAUGGAGGCCUGCCUGGAUGAGGAGUUGCCCCCCACCACAGAGCUAGAAGAGGGGCUGCGAAAUGGAGUCUACCUGGCAAAGCUGGGCAACUUCUUCGCUCCGCGCGUCGUGUCCCUUAAGAAGAUCUACGACCGCGAGCAGACCCGAUACAAGGCCACAGGACUCCAUUUCAGACACACUGACAACGUGAUCCAGUGGUUGAACGCCAUGAACGAGAUCGGUCUGCCAAAGAUUUUCUACCCAGAGACGACAGAUAUCUACGACAGGAAGAACAUGCCUCGCAGCAUCUACUGCAUCCACGCACUCAGUUUGUACCUGUUCAAGCUGGGAUUGGCCCCUCAGAUCCAGGACCUGUAUGGGAAGGUGGAUUUCACAGAGGAGGAGAUUAACAACAUGAAGAGCGAAUUAGAGAAGUACGGGAUCCAGAUGCCCGCUUUCAGCAAGAUUGGCGGCAUCCUGGCCAAUGAGCUUUCAGUGGACGAGGCGGCAUUGCACGCCGCGGUGAUUGCGAUUAAUGAUGCCAUCGAUCACGGGGAGCCAGCGGGCACCAUGGCAGCCAUGCGCAACCCCAACGCCAUGUUGGUGAACCUGGACGAGGGCUCCAGCCAGCGCUACCAGCACACCCUGCAGCAAGCCAAGCAGGACAAGGUGGCCAACGCCAGGAAACGGAUAAUGGGAGAGAAUUCCCAAGAGGAGCGAGACGUCUACGAGGAGCUGCUGACCCAGGCCGAGAUCCAGGGCAACAUCAACAAAGUGAAUUUGCUGAACUCUCUGGAGAUGGUGGAUCGUGCCCUGCUUGGAGGUGACGAGGCUGCUCUCUAUGAUGCACUGCGCUCGCAGGCUCUGGGGCUCCGCAGGCUGCAGCCAGACAAUAAGGACUGGUACCUGAAGCAGCUGAGUGCUGACCGCGAGGCCAAGGAGCAGAAUUUCCCAGGGGAGUUGCUACAGAAGGAGGAGCUUCAGAACGGGGUGGAUCUCGCCACUGACGAUGCCAACCGCUACCAGAAAAUGCUGCUGGCAGUGGAGCGGAUCAACACUGCGAUCCGCGGGGGGGUUGCGGAGGAGACGGUGUCAGAGCUGAUGAACCCCGAGGCUCAGCUCCCCCAGGUCUACCCCUCUGCUUCGGACCUGUACCAGCGAGAGCUCUCCACCCUGCAGCAGCAGAGCCCGGAGGGCUCCCUGACGCAUCCCGAGCUGCUGGUUGCUGUGGAGAUGCUGUCGUCAGUGGCGCUGAUUAACCGGGCGCUGGAUACGGGGGACAGGCAGGCAGUGUGGAAGCAGCUGGAGAGCUCAGUGACUGGACUGAGCAAUGUGGAGGACGAGAACGCACCGAGGUACAUCGAUGAUCUGACCCGGUUGAAGGCAGUGGCUCGGGCCGAAGGGAAUCCCUUCCUCACCUGGAACAACAUCCAGGCCUGUGUGGACCAGGUGAACAGCACUGUGCAGGAGGAGCAUGAGAGGAUCAUUGCCAUUGGACUCAUUAACGAGGCUCUGGAUCAGGGCAGUGCUCAGACCACUCUGGCAGCACUGCAGCACCCAGCCGCCAAGCUGUCCGAGGUGCGGCCCCUGGUGGCACAGCACUACCACGACACGCUGGUGCGGGCGCGCAGAGAGAAGGCACAGGACACACAGGACGACUCUGCGGUGCUCUGGCUGGAUGAGAUCCAGGACGGUGUGUACAAAUCGAACAAGGAGACGGAGGACUCGCAGCAGUUCUCUCUGGGGAUCCUGGGGAUCAAUGAGGCGGUGGAGCGCGGUGACACGGCUCAGACCCUCGCUGCUCUGCGCUCCCCCGACGUGGGGCUGUACGGAGUGACCCCUGAGUGUAACCAGGCCUACCAGGCAGACCUCGCUGUGCUUAAGAAGAGCAAGCAGGACGAGGGUGACAAUGGCAGUGAUUGGGUGAAGCACUGGGUGAAGGGAGGGUACGAUUACUACUUCAACAUCCGGACCAGGGAGGGGAGCUGGGAGGAGCCGGCCAACUUCAUCGAGAACAACACGCAGCUGGGCCGGGAGGACAUCCAGACAACCAUCUCUGGAGUGACGUCCGCCUACAACCGGGAGCAGCUGUGGCUGGCCAAUGAGAACCUGAUCACUGAGCUGCAGGCACGUUGCCGAGGAUACCUGGUGAGGAACGGGCAGACAGAGCGCCUCAACUACCUGAAGAGACAGGGCCCGGCCAUCACCUGCAUCCAGUCUCACUGGAGAGGCUACAAGCAGAGGAAGAAUUACCUGAACAGGAAGCAAUACCUGAAAGACCACACAGAGGAAGUCACCAAGAUCCAGUCCAAGGUGAGGAUGCACCAGGCAAGAAAGAGAUACCAGGACCGGCUCAAGUACUUCCGUGACCACAUUGAUGAUAUAGUAAAAAUCCAGGCGUUUAUCCGGGCCAACAAGGCCAGAGAUGAUUACAAGACACUAAUAAACGCUCAGGAUCCCCCCAUGGCAGUGGUGCGGAAGUUUGUCCACCUGCUUGACCAGAGUGACCAGGACUUCCAGGAGGAGCUGGAGCUGAUGCGCCUGCGUGAGGAGGUCGUGACCCAGAUCCGCUCCAAUCAGCAGCUAGAGAAUGACCUCAACCUCAUGGACAUCAAGAUCGGCCUGCUGGUCAAGAACAAGAUCACCCUGCAGGAGGUGGUGUCUCACAGUAAGAAACUGACCAAGAAGAACAAGGGGCAGCUCUCCGACAUGAUGAUGAUGAACAAGCAGGGCGGGCUGAAGGCGCUGAGCAAGGCAAAGCGAGAGAAACUUGAGGCCUACCAGUUCCUCUUCUACCUGUUACAGACGAACCCCACCUACCUGGCCAAGCUGAUCUUCCAGAUGCCCCAGAACAAGUCCACCAAGUUCAUGGACUCUGUGAUCUUCACGUUGUACAACUACGCCUCCAACCAGCGUGAGGAGUACCUGUUGCUGAAGCUCUUCAAGACCGCACUGCAGGAGGAGAUCAAGUCAAAGGUGGACCAGAUCCAGGAGAUUGUCACGGGGAACCCCACCGUUAUCAAAAUGGUGGUGAGCUUUAACCGUGGGGCCCGGGGCCAGAAUGCACUGAGGCAGAUCCUGGCGCCCGUCGUCAAGGAGACCAUGGAUGACAAGGCACUGAGCAUUAAGACCGAUCCCGUGGAUAUUUACAAGAGCUGGGUCAACCAGAUGGAGUCUCAGACUGGCGAGGCAAGUAAGCUUCCCUACGACGUGACGCCAGAGCAGGCGCUGAGUCACGAGGAGGUCCGGACCCGGCUCGACGCCUCCAUCAAGCACAUGCGCACCGUGACGGACAAGUUCCUGUCAGCCAUCACUGUGUCUGUGGACAAGAUCCCGUACGGGAUGCGCUUCAUUGCCAAGGUGCUGAAGGACACGCUGCACGAGAAGUUCCCAGACGCCACCGAGGACGAGCUCUUAAAGAUUAUUGGUAACCUGCUGUAUUACCGCUACAUGAACCCAGCCAUUGUGGCGCCUGAUGCCUUUGACAUCAUCGACAUGUCCGCAGGAGGCCAGCUGACCACAGACCAGCGGCGCAACCUGGGCUCCAUUGCCAAGAUGCUGCAGCACGCUGCCUCCAACAAGAUGUUCAUCGGAGACAAUUCACACCUAGCAAAUAUCAACGAGUACCUCAGCAACUCCUACCAGAAAUUCAGACGGUUCCUGCUGGCUGCCUGUGACGUCCCCCCUCUGGAGGACAAGUUCAACGUGGACGAGUACUCGGACCUGGUCACCCUCACCAAGCCCGUCAUCUACAUCACUAUCGCAGAGAUCAUCAACACCCACACGCUCCUGCUGAAUCACCAGGACGCCAUCGCCUCUGAACACAACGACCCCAUUCACGAGCUCCUGGAGGACCUGGGCGAGGUCCCCACCAUAGAGUCUAUGGUUGGGGAAGGCACGCUGGCCCCCGGGGACCCCAACUGGGACAUGCUGACAAAGACAGAGGUGUCUCUCACAUUGACCAACAAGUUUGACGUGCCGGGCAGCGAGAAUGAAGAGAUGGAUGCCAGGACACUCAUGCUCAACGCCAAGCGGCUGAUUGUAGAUGUGAUCCGUUUCCAACCCGGAGAGACCCUGACAGAGAUCCUGGAGACCCCCGCCAGCAGCGAGCAGGAAGCGGAGUACCAGCGAGCCAUGCAGCGGCGAGCUAUCCGGGACGCCAAGACGCCAGAGAAGAUGAAGCAGAAGAAAACCGCGAAGGACGACAGUCUGACGCUGCAGGGCAAGAAGGACAAGAUCCAUGCCAACUUGCAACGCCUGGGGGAGCUGGGCAAGGUGAACCCUGAGAACCGCUACCAGGACCUCAUCAACGACAUCGCAAAGGAUAUCCGCAACCAGCGUCGGUACAGGCAGCGCAGGAAGGCAGAGCUUGUGAAGCUGCAGCAGACUAAUGGCGCGCUAAACUCCAAGUCCAGCUUCUACGCAGUGCAGAUCGACUAUUACAACCAGUACAUCAAGACCUGCAUGGAUAACCUGGCCAGCAAGGGCAAGGUGUCUAAGAAGCCAGGGCAGGUGAAAAAGAGCAAGCAGGUGUCUCAGAAAUACACAGCGGCACGGCUCCACGAGAAGGGGGUGCUGAUGGAGAUCGAGGACCUGCAGACCAGCCAGUUUAAGAAUGUAAUCUUUGAGAUCUCACCAGCGGAGGAGGUCGGUGACUUUGAGGUGAAGGCCAAGUUCAUGGGAGUGCAGAUUGAGACUUUGAUGCUGCAUUACCAGGACCUGCUGCAGCUGCAGUACGAGGGCGUGGCUGUGAUGAAGCUCUUCGACCGAGCGACCGUCAACGUCAACCUGCUCAUCUUCCUCCUCAACAAGAAGUUCUACGGGAAGUGAGCGAGCGAGCGCAGAGAUCACAGACACUUUACAAAGCGCCACGUUGGUACCCCAGGCGCCACAUCCACACAGACCACAGCACUAUGCCACGUGGCCACGCCUUCCAGGGAGUUUCCUCUCCAAUCAGAACUCUCGUUUUGCCUUUUAUUUGCUUUUCCGAGAUAUUUGCAUGUUCUCCAGGUUGUUCCCUCACGGCCUGUCUGAAUAGCACAGACUGUCUCAAAAUCCUUAAUAUUCCUAUAAGAAUCUGUGCUUAUGUUAGUCUAUGAUAAAAUUGCUAUCACACAGUGUUGGGUAUUGCCAAUACAUUAUACCAGAACCACUUCUGACUUGAUUUUACAAUCUCAAAAAACAUUUCUGAGGCUUUUCUUUAGUUAGUUUUUCCUGCCCCAGCUGUUCAAUGAGAGAGAAGGUGUGUACAUGCUCUCAUGGAGGGUAUCACUCCACUUUCCCCCAAUACUGUAUAUUAGUUUAUAAGCCCAAUCAUUCCACCACAGAAUUGUCAAAAAAAAAAAAAAAAAAAAGUCUUUUAGUCUGUGCUUGAAAUGUGUUUUUGUUUGCCAUAGACAUUUAUUAAGUGGCUAAAGCAAGAAAACUAUAUUUUGAGGAGCUAUAUAUCAUGUAAAAGAGACAAUCACAUUUGAAACAUUAUAUGGUUCAUUUAUUUAAUAUGUGCAUGUUUGUAUAGGGGGUGUACAGAGCAUUUGGCUGAACUUGACAGUGUUGCUUCAAUUCACUUUCUGUUAGCUGCAUACAGUGUCCAUCUGUGAUCUUGGAUUUCCUUACAACCUGAGCGUGUUUACAGGUGAAACUGAAAAUCAUCUUUUAACUUGUUUCUAUUGCAGUUGCUUUGGGGGGACACCCAGGAUUAGGGAUCCAGUGCUGGGAGAUCGGUGCCUUUUUGUAUUUUUGAAAUAAUAAUAAUACAGUAAUAAUAAUUAUUAAAAGAAGUAUAAAGAUGUGUUUUGUAUAAACAGUGUGCGCUUCAGGGGCAAUUUGGUAUGAGUAUAUAAUAUCAGAUUUAUUUUAACUGAGAUAUUUUUGGUCUUGAGAUUGCCUUUAUGAACCAUUAAAAUGUCCCCCUGCAACACUACCUCUAAUGCUUUAUGUUCUUACUCGCAAGAACUGCUUACACCCACAAGAGGCAGAGUGUUUCAGGGGGAAGUUGUAAUGGUUACACUCUAUGUACCAGAAGGGCUUGGAGUCCAGACAAGAUUUUGGGAGGCACAAUCAGGGGUGCACCAGGAAGUGAUGACAAACAGAAAAUACAGUAAAGAGCAAAGGAUAAAAUAGUUAAGAUAUCGCUGAUAUCUCCUACCAUCGCCAAGCUGACCUUCAAGGAAGUAGUCUAAAAGGGAAAGGUGUUUGAGUGGACCCUGUUUUAAUUAUGUACCAUGGUGUAUUCUCGUCUGGGGUGAUCCUCUUGUUAAAUUAUAAUGUUCCCCUCUGAUAUUAUUAUAUAACUCUGUUCUGCUGUAUAUCCCCCCUUCUAUUGUACAAGCAGGACAAAUGGGAUUCAUUGAAUAUGCAGUCUGGGAAAAAUAAAAGAUCUUUAGAAAACCUGGAAAGGGGCGUGCUGUAUGUUGACCUGUAUAAUGUUGGUGUCUAUCCAGGCUGUCAGGAACAGUGUUAGUCACUCAUUGUAGUAUGGAGACAGAGACCUUGCACAUUGCCCUUGUCAAAAGUGGAAUGAAACAGGGCCUGCUGUUGCUCUGUCAUUGAGUUGUGGUUAAAUUCUUAAGUAUUAUGUAAUCUGUUUUUUUUUUCUUUUCUUUGUGUGGCAUUCUGUUUAAAGAUUAUUAUGUUUAGUGCCUUGAAAUACAAAAAGUAAGUUCUGUAUUUAACAGCUCAAAAUAAAUUGCUGGGAAUUGA
This is a messenger RNA of Polyodon spathula (Mississippi paddlefish), 7022 nucleotides long. RefSeq names its product ras GTPase-activating-like protein IQGAP1. Gene Ontology annotation, cellular component: cytoplasm; nucleus. Gene Ontology annotation, molecular function: calmodulin binding; actin filament binding; GTPase activator activity. The transcript is spliced from 38 exons. Gene Ontology annotation, biological process: regulation of actin cytoskeleton organization; regulation of GTPase activity. The record is from RefSeq and is a predicted model, not a curated record. The coding region runs from base 189 to 5150 and encodes 1653 amino acids. Lineage: Eukaryota; Metazoa; Chordata; Actinopteri; Acipenseriformes; Polyodontidae.